This is a messenger RNA of Paramuricea clavata, 1867 nucleotides long. Lineage: Eukaryota; Metazoa; Cnidaria; Anthozoa; Malacalcyonacea; Plexauridae. The record is from the annotation of a GenBank genome assembly.
AUGGGUAUUGCCCUCGCUAUUGCUUUUGGAGUGAUGCUAGCGCUGCUCACAACAGGAAAUGUAUAUAUCGGCGUAUUUGCUAUUAUUAGCAUUACUUGUACCCUAGGUGUGACUGUUGGUUCACUAAUACUCAUGGGAUGGAAGUUGAACAUUAUAGAGUCCAUUACGUUGUCACUUUCUGUGGGUUUAUCGGUCGACUUCGAAUUGCAUUACGGUGUUGCAUACGUAUUGGCUGUUGACAAGAAUGACAGGAAGUCUAGAGUAUUAUUUUCUAUGACUGAAAUGAGUUCGGCCGUCAUCAUGGCGGCGUUUACUACCUUUAUUGCAGGUUAGUCCGAUAAUUAAAUGUAAUAAAUAUGGGACCAGAAAAGAACUCUGGUCAAAUGACGGUUCCCAAUCUUAAGACAGGUUACAAGAGGCUCAAAGCAUGCUUGUGUUGUGCGAAUGAUGACUUAGAUCACUAUAAGAUGGUCAGGAAAAACGAUAGUACAGAGGUAAAAAAAACAGUUCGAGUGUUAUACAUGUACAUCAAGGAAGACAAUUGAAAUUGGACGAAUAAGUAAGCAAUACCAGCCAACCAUUUCGAAAAGUAUACAACAAAUAUAAUCCAAAGGUUUCGAAGAUUAGCAUCUUGAAACUCAAGUAUAAACAAGCCGAGAAGGAGUUUAUUUAGGUCAUAUUUCGAUUUUAAUUAAAACUCUUUCUCGUCAUUACCGUAUUAUCGCAUUACAGUUUUGUAAUGCGACUUUGACGUUUCAUAUCUUCGGUUUAUUGAAUGCUAUGUGGACAUAAGUACCACCAUUCGAUUCAGUAUAACGGUAUCUCCUCAUUCCUAGCGAUAGUUUUAGUCAAUGGCAACACUAUAGUGAUUUAUCAGCUUUGAAAGUCAAGCGAGCUCGUAUAUGAUCAAAUUACGCAAUUAUGACUAACAAAUUAUAAACAUAAACAUACCUUUCGUAUGCUCAUUGUCAACAAAUUCAGAGCUCGGUUUGUUUGUCAACAAAUUCAGAGCUCCGUUUGUUUGGCAAAUUCCACCUUAAAAUCUGAGAGUAAAAGCGACAUAACAUCUAUAGAAAACAGUCAUCUUGUUGUUUGUGGCCCUCAGCUUAUAUGGAAGGGAAAUAUACAAGAAUUAAAACACUUUACGCUCGAUGUUUUAAAGCUGACGGGGAAUUGGGAAUCGCCAGGUGGCGAUGUAAAAAUGUUUACCGCGUUAGAUGGAAAAUUCGUCUUUAAAUGGCAAGGAUCCAAAAAGAAAAAGAUCGAAAUAGUGAAGGAUCAUGAUGAUGACCUUUUAAGCCGCUUAAUUAAAGAACAACGCACAUGAUGAUAAUAAAGCAAACGUGACCCGAGAAAAUAUCGAUCCGAACGAGCACGUGCUUUGCGCUGCUAUGUCAUUGCCCUUGCCUUCACCGACGUAUAGCGAACGCGAAAAGGAUGAAACCUUCGUCGACAGUUAUCGUGAGAUAGAAGAAAAAUUGGAAAUGGUUCUGUCCCGGCUUAGCAAACUCGAGAAAAAAUCUCAGAGUGAGAAAAGAGCGCAAUCUUUGCUUGUUGCUGAGAAUAACAAAAUGGCGGCCGAAAUAACUUGCUUAACAGCGACCGUGAACGAGCUACGGGAGGAAAACGAAAGUAUCAGAACGCUGCUUGACAAUAAACAAAACGAAAGAAUUCAAGUUGAAUCCCGAAUAAACCAACAACCAAGACCGUAACAUUGAUAGAAACCGAUAACCGAUACGCUGCCCUAGCUGUUGAAGAUCCCAUUACAGAAUCCAGCUUGCCAGUUGAAAAUAUUAAUGAGAACAACAACGACCCUGAACCAACCACUAGUCACAAAACCCGACAACAUCGUGAUAUAUGUACGUAA